Messenger RNA from Coregonus clupeaformis (lake whitefish), 832 nucleotides. RefSeq names its product solute carrier family 17 member 9-like. Gene Ontology annotation, molecular function: transmembrane transporter activity. Gene Ontology annotation, biological process: transmembrane transport. The transcript is spliced from 3 exons. Bases 491 to 832 code for a protein of 113 amino acids. The record is from RefSeq and is a predicted model, not a curated record. Lineage: Eukaryota; Metazoa; Chordata; Actinopteri; Salmoniformes; Salmonidae.
UCCAGGUUAUGUAGCAUAGAAUUUCUAGAAUAUUGCACAGUCAUUAUGGAGCGCGAGCGCCUAUAUCGGUUGGAGAUACUAGGCAGCGAUACCGCGGGUGGAAAAAGAAAGUGCAUUUUCUUUCUGACGAAAUUCAAACUGGUUUUCAUAGGGACUGAGUCACUUCUUUAGCCUACUUCCUGAUGUAAAAUACCGUUGGCAGGAAGAACUGCGUGUCUGGAAAAGAAAACGGACACGUGGAUUAUCAUCGCUCCUCAAGCUAUAGGCAAGAGCCAGGGGAAAAAAAACAGAUCCCCUCUGUGGCGACCUGGCCUUAUUCUCCCGUGCUCGUCACCUUAUCACACGGCAAUACAAUUAUGGAUACGCGGUAAACGUCGGCGCGAACAUCGACCAAGCGUUUCUUUUUGUCGGCUUUCCUCACUCAUUCCAUAGCCUACUGGACUGCGACGUGCAGGAAAAGCAAAUCUCAAACAUUAACAUCUCUUGUUGAAUGGCAAUUCUGCAAAAACAUGGAAAGAACUCUAGUCCAGAUUUGGUCUGCCUCAAAGAAACCCCCCCAGACAAAAUCGGGGACGCUGGAGGCCAUCAGAAGAAUUGGAGUGAACAGAAUACGAACUGGCCGAGACCCCUGGCCCGGGUAUGGACGGUGGUGCUACUGCUGGGGACAUGUCUGCUGUACUGUGCCCGCGUGGCCAUGCCCAUCUGUGCUGUCAGCAUGGCCGAGAAGUUCAACUGGACCAAGAGGGAACAAGGCAUGGUGCUGGGCAGCUUCUUCUGGGGCUACUGCUUCACACAGGUUCUCGGAGGCUACGUCAGCGACAGGGUUGAAUGA